AUUAUAUAGCUCCUCGAUGCCUGUGCUGAUGCUUUGGUGUUUGGAGCUCUUGAAAAAUGUCCAGAGUGCAAGAAGGGACAGCUUGUUUACUCAGCUGUUGGGUACAAAUGUUCAGGGGACAUGACCGAAUGGACCAAAUGUAUGUAUAUCACAAAGACGCCCAAAAGGAAGACCUUCAAAAUUCCCAAGGAGUACCAUGAUGUCCCAUACCUAAAAAGUUUCAAGUUUCAGAAAAGAGAACGAUUAUUUAAUUCUGCUGCAGUAGCAAGCUCUCUUGAGGGUUCCAUGGAUACAAUGGAUUCUGGAGCUGGGCCAUCUUCAUCCAUAAAAUCAUUGGAGGGAAUGAAGUUUGUUAUAACAGGAAAAACGGCAAAACCUAAAGAGGAGCUUGCUCGGGAGAUCACUCGACUCGGAGGAUUUGUUGUAGAUAAAGUAUCAUCUGAUGUGGCAGCUUGUAUUACUACAAAGA
Molecule: messenger RNA, 469 nt
Organism: Mizuhopecten yessoensis (Yesso scallop)
Lineage: Eukaryota; Metazoa; Mollusca; Bivalvia; Pectinida; Pectinidae
Product: poly [ADP-ribose] polymerase 1-like
Exons: 4
Source: RefSeq, a predicted model, not a curated record